CGUCGUGUGCGGUAGACUACUGUAACCUUGACAUUACUAUUCGCGAAAUACCGUUCGUAGAGCGAGCUGUGUGGUAUACGAGUUGGUAGACAAUAACAUUAGUCAUGCACAAAAAAUGAAAUUUUGAAUGCACAAACCCGAGCUAGUUUAAAUCAAAGCUACGUGAAAAUGGCUUUAACAUCAGGCGAUGGUGCAGCAACGCAAAUGUUUCCGAAUGGUGGUGGCCUGAGUGUUGACGAUCAGUUGCCGAAUGAUGGAGCAGGAGCAAACAAUCAGCUUAAGCGACCUCAAAGGCGACCAGGAAAAGUGUUGCCUGAUCGACCACCACGUGUGUUUUACUGUCUCACAUUAAAGAAUCCUUUGCGAAAGCUGUGCAUCAAAGUGGUUGAGUGGAAGGCGUUUGAGUACCUUAUUUUAUUGACAAUAUUCGCCAACUGUGUCGCUCUUGCGACCUACACACCUUUCCCCAACGGUGACUCUAACGCUACAAAUGCACUGCUAGAAAAAGUAGAACUUGUUUUUUUGAUAAUUUUUACGCUCGAAUGCGUGAUGAAAUUAAUCGCAUAUGGAUUUAUAAUGCAUCCUGGAGCAUAUCUUCGAAGCAGAUGGAAUAUGCUGGACUUUACAAUCGUUCUAAUUGGCAUGAUCAGUACAACUUUAUCCAGUAUCAUGAAGGAUGGCUUUGACGUGAAAGCUCUCAGAGCAUUUCGGGUGCUACGACCCCUGCGAUUGGUUUCCGGAGUACCGAGCCUACAAGUGGUGCUUAAUUCUAUUUUACGUGCCAUGGUUCCGUUGCUGCACAUUGCUCUGUUGGUACUGUUCGUAAUUAUUAUUUACGCUAUUAUUGGAUUGGAACUUUUUUCUGGCAAAAUGCACAAGACGUGCUUCCACAACGUUACAGGAGAUAUGAUGGAAAAUCCUACACCAUGUGGUGAGGGGGGCUAUCAGUGUAACUCGAUUGGAUCUCAAUACGUGUGCCGUUUCUACUGGGAAGGUCCCAAUGCUGGCAUUACCAACUUUGACAACUUUGGCUUAUCAAUGCUGACUGUAUUUCAGUGCAUCACUUUAGAGGGAUGGACAGACAUGUUGUAUUACAUUGAAGAUGCUAUGGGAAGCAAUUGGCAGUGGAUUUACUUCGUAUCGAUGGUAAUUCUAGGAGCGUUUUUCGUCAUGAAUUUAAUUCUCGGUGUUCUUAGUGGAGAAUUUUCAAAGGAGCGCACGAAAGCAAAGUCUCGUGGAGAUUUUCAGAAGCUCCGCGAAAAACAGCGUAUCGAAGAAGAUUUGAAAGGAUACUUGGAUUGGAUCACCCAAGCAGAAGAUAUAGAUACGUACCAGGAUCCUCCAUUACCGGGGAAAAUCCAAGAUAGUAAAAUAAACAGCAUCAAUGCAAAUAUUGGAAAUCCGACUAAAACUAGUGUCGAAGGAUCACCAUUUCACUCUGCAAAUGACAAUCCGGAUGCAACAAUGGAUAGUGUGCAGCAACCAUCGAACUCGUGGUACGAUCGACGAUUGCGAGCAUGGGACCGACUAAAUCGUAAAAUGAGGCGAGCUUGUCGAAAAGCUGUAAAAUCCCAAGCAUUCUAUUGGUUAAUAAUUGUGCUGGUAUUUCUUAACACUGGCGUGUUGGCAACUGAGCAUUAUCAUCAACCAAAGUGGCUGGAUGAUUUUCAAGAAUAUACCAACAUGUUUUUCGUGGCGCUCUUUUCACUUGAAAUGUUUCUUAAAAUGUACAGCCUAGGAUUGCAGGGAUACUACGUGUCGCUGUUCAAUCGCUUUGAUUGCUUCGUCGUCAUAGGCAGUGUUAUCGAAGUGCUGCUGACCAACACUCAAAUGAUGCCUCCAUUAGGCAUCUCUGUACUGCGUUGCGUUCGUCUAUUGCGCGUCUUCAAAGUGACAAAAUAUUGGCAAUCAUUGUCAAACCUAGUGGCUUCGUUGCUGAAUUCAAUUCAAUCUAUUGCGUCGCUGCUAUUGUUACUCUUCUUAUUCAUCGUUAUAUUCGCCCUUCUUGGUAUGCAAGUUUUUGGUGGCCGAUUCAUCUUUAACUCUAUGGACAAUAAACCGCGUUCUAAUUUUGAUAGCUUUAUGCAGAGCCUAUUAACUGUUUUCCAGAUAUUAACAGGAGAGGAUUGGAAUGCGGUUAUGUACGACGGGAUCCAAGCAUACGGCGGUGUGGCUUCGUUUGGAAUAUUAGCCAGCGUUUACUUUAUUAUUCUAUUCAUUUGCGGCAACUAUAUUUUACUAAAUGUUUUCCUCGCAAUUGCCGUUGACAAUCUAGCUGAUGCGGAAUCACUGACAGCAGUUGAAAAAGAUGAUGAUCCAGAUACGGAGUUGGAUAGUUUAAGCAACAAACCCGAUAACAAUACAGACGAUGACGACAACGAAGGAGAAGAAGAUGAGACACAGGAAGCCGUAGACGAAAUCGUCGGAGAAAACAAUGGACUGCAAAGCAGGCUUGAUCAGGAUCUUCGUUUGAAAAAUAACGAUAAUGAAAUCGUGGACAAGACUAGUAAAAACAUUUUUGCCGUGAAAUCUAUCACCAGUGCCAACAACACUAAAACUGCAUCAACCGCGAUCGAUGAUACACAAAAAACGCGCAUCAGUAGAGUAGUUAUCCAAGAUAGCUGUGAAGCAAUCGAAAUACCAAAUGAUCACGUUUCUGUUCAUACGACCUAUGCCAAACGAUUGUCAGAAGCCGUGGUAUCCAGCAGCCCUAUACCGGUAUCGGACGAAAAAUCGCUUUUUCUUCUGAAACCUACAAACAGGUUCCGCCUGUUGUGCCAUUGGCUAUGCAAUCAUACCGUAUUUGGUAACAUCAUUCUAUUGUGCAUCAUGCUGUCUUCGGUGAUGUUGGCUGCUGAGGACCCAUUAAAUGCAAAUUCGGAGCGAAAUCAAAUUCUCAACCAGUUUGAUUUCUUUUUCACUGCGGUCUUUGCUAUUGAACUGAUUUUGAAAGUAAUUGCUUAUGGAUUUAUCCUUCAUAAAGGCGCAUUUUGCCGUUCAGCAUUUAAUUUGUUAGAUCUCCUGGUUGUCAGUGUGUCGUUAAUAUCGAUGUUCUUCAGUUCAGGCACCAUAUCGGUUGUAAAAAUUCUUCGAGUUCUACGCGUUUUGCGACCACUGAGAGCAAUAAACAGAGCAAAAGGAUUGAAGCAUGUUGUACAAUGUGUUAUUGUUGCGGUUAAGACUAUUGGAAACAUCGUUCUAGUAACGUUCUUACUACAGUUUAUGUUUGCUGUUAUAGGAGUACAACUCUUUAAGGGUAAAUUCUUUUCAUGUUCCGACCGCUCUAAAUACGAAGAAUCAGACUGUCAUGGCACAUACCUAGUUUUUGAAGAUGGUAAUGUGGACAAACCAGUUUCAAAGGAAAGAGAAUGGUCUAACAAUAGAUUUCAUUUCGAUGACGUGCAGAAAGCUAUGCUGACUCUUUUCACAGUUUCUACCUUCGAAGGAUGGCCAUCUCUUUUGUAUGUGUCUAUAGACUCUCACACAGAAAAUUUCGGACCAAUUUAUAACUAUAGGCCGCUAGUAGCAACUUACUACAUAAUCUACAUCAUUGUAAUCGCCUUCUUCAUGGUGAAUAUUUUCGUCGGUUUCGUGAUUGUAACAUUUCAAAAUGAAGGUGAACAAGAGUAUAAAAACUGUGACCUGGAUAAAAAUCAGCGUAAUUGCAUCGAGUUUGCAAUUAAAGCGAAACCUGUACGGCGCUAUAUUCCGAAUGACGAUAGGAUACAGUACAAAGUGUGGUGGUUUGUCACAUCGCAGUUGUUUGAGUAUACAAUAUUUAUUUUAAUUAUGGUAAAUACUAUUACUCUUUCCAUGAAGUUUUAUCGGCAACCACAGCCGUAUUCUGAAUGGCUAGAUUUUUUUAACUUACUUUUCACUGCUGUGUUUGCGUUGGAAUUCGUUUUUAAACUCGCUGCCUUCAGAUUUCAGAACUACUUCGGAGAUGCGUGGAAUGUGUUUGAUUUCAUAAUUGUUUUGGGAAGUUUUAUCGACAUCGUUUAUUCGGAAGUGACUACUAGUAGCGGCACAAAGGGUGCAUCUACAAUUAUAUCUAUAAAUUUCUUUCGAUUAUUCCGAGUCAUGCGUCUUAUAAAACUAUUGGCACGCGGAGAAGGUAUCCGAACACUCUUGUGGACUUUUAUAAAAUCCUUCCAAGCUCUCCCUUAUGUUGCGUUGUUGAUAGUGAUGUUAUUUUUCAUUUAUGCAGUGAUUGGUAUGCAGGUUUUUGGUCGUAUCGCCUUGGAUGACGAAACGGCGAUACAUAGAAACAAUAACUUUCAAACCUUUCCCCAAGCCAUUUUGGUUUUGUUUAGAUCUGCUACUGGAGAGGCUUGGCAAGACAUAAUGCUGGAUUGCUCCUCUAGAGCAGAAGUGCGGUGUGAUGAAAACUCAGAAGAUAAAGAGUCGAAAGAAGGGUGUGGAUCGAAUUUUGCUUUUCCUUAUUUUAUUUCGUUCUAUGUGCUUUGUUCCUUCCUUAUUAUCAAUUUAUUUGUUGCUGUCAUUAUGGAUAAUUUUGACUACUUAACACGUGAUUGGUCCAUCCUCGGUCCACACCAUCUAGACGAAUUCGUACGCCUAUGGAGCGAGUACGAUCCAGACGCCAAAGGUCGAAUCAAGCAUCUAGAUGUCGUAACCUUGUUACGUAAAAUAUCUCCACCGCUCGGAUUCGGCAAGUUAUGUCCACACAGGGUGGCUUGCAAGCGUUUGGUAUCGAUGAACAUGCCGCUAAAUAGCGACGGCACGGUUCUGUUUAAUGCGACGUUAUUUGCGGUGGUACGCACAUCGCUAAAGAUCAAAACCGAAGGCAACAUCGAUGAAGCUAACAUCGAGUUACGCCACAUUAUCAAACAAAUUUGGAAACGCACAAGCAACAAAUUGUUGGAUCAAGUAGUGCCGCCUCCGGGCAUAGAUGACGAGGUAACAGUUGGAAAGUUCUACGCAACAUAUCUCAUACAAGAUUACUUUCGGCGCUUUAAAAAACGUAAAAACUUCGAACGUUCUGGCGAAACUAGCUCGAAUAUGAAGUCGGAAAUUACAUUGAUGGCAGGACUUCGAGUGCUACAGAGAAAGGAACCGAAAUUGAGACGAAAAAUUUCCGGUACAUUACACGAAAGUGCCUCAUCAAUCAAUCCAGAGCCAACGCACAGGAGAAAUCAUAAACUUUUCGGUAUUACAUGGACAACAUCUUCCAUGCUCAAGAAACGAUGUUUCAAACAUGAAGCAAUUUUAAAUCGUGUUGGAAAAGAAAGGAAACCUACAAAAACCCCUGGGAAUUAUACUACACUCAACAAAGGUUUCCUGGAUAUCAACCAAGCUUUGCUAUUCGGUUAUAGUCUAUCUCAUGAUCACGAUCUUUUAAGUGAACAUUUCGCUAAUGGAACAAACGUUAUACUUAGUGACUGCGAUGAAAAACUUAAUCCUUUGUGUUUUGGAGAAAUUUAUUCCCAGCAAACAGGUCGUGUUUUUAAUGCAAAAGAAAGUGAUGCUUAAACAGUUUCACAUUAGUAGUACCUGGAAUAAGUUUACAAUUAUUUAUUUAAAAAUGAGUGUUAAGUUACUAAGUCAAUCUUGAUUUUUUAUAUCGAACUAGUAAGAAAUAAAUAUUUCUUC
This is a messenger RNA of Anopheles cruzii, 5610 nucleotides long. RefSeq names its product muscle calcium channel subunit alpha-1-like. The record is from RefSeq and is a predicted model, not a curated record. The transcript has 26 exons. Bases 169 to 5490 code for a protein of 1773 amino acids. Gene Ontology annotation, molecular function: high voltage-gated calcium channel activity. NCBI's taxonomy places the organism in Eukaryota, Metazoa, Arthropoda, Insecta, Diptera, Culicidae. Gene Ontology annotation, biological process: calcium ion import across plasma membrane. Gene Ontology annotation, cellular component: voltage-gated calcium channel complex; membrane.